AUGAAUUCUUUCAAGAAACAACAAUGUUUUGUGACUUUGAAGAGGUUAAUGAUAAAUCCAGAUGGAAAAGAUUUUAAGAAUGCAAUGGAUUCAAAGGCAUCCACUAAUCAUGAUUCUAAAGGUGAACCCUUGAUGAACUUUGAGACUGUGAAGUUGAAGUUAGAGAAGGGUUUAUAUCUUACAAUAGAUCAAUUUGCAAGUGAUGUAAGGAACCUAUUUUACAAUACCAUUGUAUUACAUCAAGUGAAUCAGAAAACUCAAAGAAUAGCAAUGAAGCUAAGUCAUCUUUUUGAGAUGAAGUGGAAGUCCUUGGAGGAAAAAUGGGAAGCUGAGAAACAAAUGAAAAUUGAAGAAAAACUAAAGGAAGAAUUGAAGAAAAAUGUUACAAAGUCACGUCGAUCGGAAUAUGGAGAAAGAAAUAAAAGAAAAUUUGAAUAUGAUAAAGAGAACCAGUGUUCAAAUUUAUCAAAUAAAAAGGUUAAGAAGGAACUUGUGGUGGAUAAAAUAUUGGCUUCACAAAGAGACUUGUUUGGUUACAAUAAUGUUAGCAUGGAAAGGAAGAAACAAAAGAAAGAUGCUCAAGUGAUGAUACAAAAUAUGAAGAGAACGGUUUUUAUUGAUGAAGAUUUGUUCUAUUUUAAGGAGUUGGAAAGAUUGUGUGGUCAUUCAUUGCGAGAUUGCAACAAGAUAAGUCCAUUGAAGAAAUUUGCGGGGUUAGUGUUAAAAGAUGAGUUUAUGGGAGUGACAGAUUUGGAUGAGGAGAAGUUUCUUAAUAGAUAUUGGGAAGAAGGAGAAAUUAUUAUUCUUGAUUAA
This is a messenger RNA of Vicia villosa (hairy vetch), 813 nucleotides long. RefSeq names its product transcription factor GTE12-like. Gene Ontology annotation, molecular function: protein binding. The transcript has 2 exons. The record is from RefSeq and is a predicted model, not a curated record. Bases 1 to 813 code for a protein of 270 amino acids. NCBI's taxonomy places the organism in Eukaryota, Viridiplantae, Streptophyta, Magnoliopsida, Fabales, Fabaceae.